GAUCCUGAUUUCGAGUUGAAGAAGAAUAUCGGUCGGACCUGCAGAACAGGAAGCGGGUGAUUGAUAAUGAGGAUUGGUUUACCGCGAUCUUAACUGUUAACUGGGCUAACCGGAACUUCGGGGCGAGGAGUAACAUUAGCGAGGAUGGUGGCCAGAAAAAAAAUAAUAGUCCCUUUUAAGCGGCUUAGCCAGACGCAGGGGCUGGGCCAGAGUCCAUUGGGUGUUGGCGGCGCGGCGCCGGGCGCUACCUUGGAUAUGCUCAAUCUCACCGCGGAUGAACUAGACACCCUGCACGCCGCGGACGGCAUCAUGGCCGGCAGCCCGGUGCACGCGGACGAGACGUACCGUGUGGUCGAGACUAAGGUAAUCCAGGCCCUGGCAGACCGCGACCUGUCGUCCAUCACCCGCCCCCCGAUCGACGACAGGGUCCGGAACGAUUAUUCUUUCGACCCGCUACAACAAAUUGAGGCUACAAUUCGCAGGAAUACUCCGGUCUAUUCGAGCCCUUCUGAAACUAGUUUGUUGCUGCGAUACCCCUCCAAUAUUGGUGCUUUGCGUUUUGCAGAUAUCCACGGAAUGAUAGAAGUCCUUAAUCAGGGCUUUGACGAUCAGGUUAUAUACCAUUCGCGUCAAUCCCGUUCUUCAACAGCCUGCAUGUGGCCAAUGGGUGAAAAACGCCUGAUUCAGAAGUCGUCAUCAGCAACCUACGAGCAUUAUAGGUAGCUCUACGGGAAAUUGUUCACGAAAGCGGCAGGAAACGUUUAAGACCUGGAAAUAUUAAUCCGCGCAGAUGGGAUAAUGAAAGCUCCCAGGGGCUGAAUAUGAUCAGCAGAAAGCUCUGGGCUGCUAUCCGCCCCGUUCUAACAAAGCAUUCAGAGAACGCGUCUGAAGUCUGCGUUUCCAAGAAAUGAACAGCGUGAGCUAAGUUCUAAUCACUGCGUCGAAAGGUCGUUUACCA
Molecule: messenger RNA, 958 nt
Organism: Aspergillus steynii IBT 23096
Lineage: Eukaryota; Fungi; Ascomycota; Eurotiomycetes; Eurotiales; Aspergillaceae
Exons: 5
Coding region: 145-723 (192 amino acids)
Source: RefSeq, a predicted model, not a curated record